Molecule: messenger RNA, 1674 nt
Organism: Balaenoptera acutorostrata (minke whale)
Lineage: Eukaryota; Metazoa; Chordata; Mammalia; Artiodactyla; Balaenopteridae
Gene: PNPLA3
Product: patatin like phospholipase domain containing 3
Exons: 8
Coding region: 5-1351 (448 amino acids)
Biological process (GO): triglyceride catabolic process; lipid homeostasis
Cellular component (GO): membrane; cytoplasm; lipid droplet
Molecular function (GO): 1-acylglycerol-3-phosphate O-acyltransferase activity; triacylglycerol lipase activity
Source: RefSeq, a predicted model, not a curated record
GGGAAUGCCUGGGAUGAGUGCACCCGGGCCGGCGGAGAGCCAGAGUGGGCGCCGGGCGGAGCCGCGGCGCUCUCGGACCCCGGACUCCCGGCCCGUCGCCGCUAUGUACGACCCCGAGCGCGGCUGGAGCCUGUCCUUCGCCGGCUGCGGCUUCCUGGGCUUCUACCACAUCGGGGUGACCCGCUGCCUGAGCGAGCGCGCCCCGCACCUCCUCCGCAACGCGCGCAGGUUCUUCGGGGCCUCGGCCGGGGCGCUGCACUGUGCUUUCUUCCUCUCUGGGGUCCCGCUGGAGCAGACAUUGCAGGCCCUCAUGGACCUUGUCCGGAGCGCCAGGAGUCGGAAUAUUGGCGUCCUCCACCCGGCCUUCAAUUUGAGCAAGCACCUCCGAGAUGGUCUCCAGAGAUACCUCCCAGACAACGUCCACCAGCUCCUCUCGGGCAGAAUUGUCAUCUCACUCACCAGAGUGGCCGAUGGAGAAAAUGUGCUGGUGUCUGAUUUUCGGUCCAAAGACGAAGUCGUGGACGCCUUGUUUUGUUCCUCCUUCGUGCCUUUCAUCAGUGGCUUGAUCCCCCCUUCCUUCAGAGGCGUGCGAUACAUAGAUGGAGGUGUGAGUGACAUCAUACCUUUCUUUGAUACCAAAACGACCAUCACUGUUUCCCCCUUCUAUGGAGAGAGUGACAUCUGCCCCAAAGUCAAGUCCACGAACUUUCUUCACGUGGACUUCACCAAGCUCAGUCUACGCCUCUGCUCAGAGAACAUCUACCUAUUAACCCGGGUGCUAUUCCCUGCGGAUCUCAAGGUGCUUGGAGAGCUAUGCUUUCGAGGAUAUUUAGACACGGUCAGGUUCUUGGAAGAGAAUGGCAUCUGUGACAGGCCCCCUCUGUGCCUGAGUGCAUCCUCAGCAGAGUCGGAAGUCCUCGAGGCCCCCUGGGAGCACGGGAGGCUGCAGCCUUCCCCGGGCAUGGCCGCCGGGGAGGCGAGGCCCGAGGGAGACAAGCUGCUGGACCACCCGCACCUCAGCAUCCUGCCCUGGGACGAGAGCAUCCUGGAGACCCUGUCGCCCAAGCUCACCAUAGCCCUGAGGGAAGCAAUUAGAAACCAAGAUGGGUACAUAAGCAAGAUGUGCAACUUCUUGCCAAUUAAGGUCAUGUCCUACGUGGUGCUGCCCUGCACGCUGCCCGUGGAGUCUGUGAUUGCUGUGGUCCAGAGACUGGUGAUGUGGCUUCCAGACAUGCCCAGCGACAUCCUGUGGCUGUGCUGGGCGACCUCCCGGAUUUGUUCUCGAGUGAUGAUGCGUCUGCCCCCUGUGGAGCCCUACGUCAAGGACACGGGACAAAAACUCUGGAAUUAACCAAGCCCCCAUAGCAACUGUUGCCAUGGGCUCUCCUAAUCUAAACCGGACAGCCAUAGUCUAGGCUAGACUAGGGCUCUCCUAGUCUAAACCGGACUCCAUAGUAGGUAAAAUAUUCACCAUGUAGCAACCUCGUAGCACCCUGACCAAUCACCUGAUGCCAUCCUGCCAGCAGGAAUUUUCUUUGUCUUGAGUCUGUAAAAGUCGGCCACUAGCCCACAAAGGGGGUCGGCUCUCCCUGGUCCAUCAGGAAGCGGGCCCGCUGGAUUCGCAGCGCCCCUCUCUAACUCUGCUCUUUGUUCGCAAUAAACUCACUCUUUUCC